AUGUCUCGGCAAAGAGGAGCAAAGCGCCAUCGUAAGGUGCUGCGCGACAACAUCCAAGGCAUCACCAAGCCGGUUAUCCGUCGUCUGGCCCGCCGUGGUGGUGUGAAGCGCAUCUUUGGAUUGAUCUGCGAGGAGACUCGUGGUGUGUUGAAGGUGUUCUUGGAGAACGUGAUCCGUGACGCCGUCACAUACACCGAGCACGCCUAG
Molecule: messenger RNA, 207 nt
Organism: Echinostoma caproni
Lineage: Eukaryota; Metazoa; Platyhelminthes; Trematoda; Plagiorchiida; Echinostomatidae
Source: the annotation of a GenBank genome assembly